This is a messenger RNA of Phascolarctos cinereus (koala), 1766 nucleotides long. It is a transcript of the gene NR2F1, whose product is annotated as nuclear receptor subfamily 2 group F member 1. The record is from RefSeq and is a predicted model, not a curated record. Lineage: Eukaryota; Metazoa; Chordata; Mammalia; Diprotodontia; Phascolarctidae. Gene Ontology annotation, molecular function: DNA-binding transcription factor activity; zinc ion binding; sequence-specific DNA binding. Gene Ontology annotation, biological process: regulation of DNA-templated transcription.
CCCCUCCCCCUCCCCUUCCCCUCCCUCCUCUCUCUCCCCGGCAGCCCUCUGCGAGAAGCUCCGCUCCCCCAGCACUUUCUGGGCCCUGAGAUAUGGCAAUGGUAGUUAGCAGCUGGCGAGAUCCGCAGGAAGACGUGGCCGGGGGGAACCCAGGCGGCCCCAACCCCGCAGCCCAGCCCGCCCGGGAACAGCAGCAGCAGGCGGGUUCGGCGGCCCCGCACACCCCCCAGACCCCGAGCCAGCCGGGACCUCCGUCCACCCCAGGCACGGCGGGGGACAAGGGGCAAGGCCAGCCCGGCUCGGGCCAAAGCCAGCAACACAUUGAGUGUGUGGUGUGCGGGGACAAAUCGAGCGGGAAACACUACGGCCAAUUCACCUGCGAAGGCUGCAAAAGUUUCUUCAAGAGAAGCGUCCGCAGGAACUUAACUUACACAUGCCGUGCCAACAGGAACUGUCCCAUAGACCAGCAUCACCGCAAUCAGUGCCAAUAUUGCCGCCUCAAGAAGUGUCUCAAAGUGGGCAUGAGGCGGGAAGCGGUUCAGCGAGGAAGAAUGCCUCCAACCCAACCCAACCCAGGCCAAUAUGCCCUCACCAAUGGGGAUCCCCUGAAUGGUCACUGCUAUCUGUCUGGAUACAUCUCACUGCUGCUGCGGGCCGAGCCCUACCCUACCUCCCGCUACGGCAGCCAGUGUAUGCAGCCCAACAACAUCAUGGGCAUAGAGAACAUCUGCGAGCUGGCCGCCCGCCUACUCUUCAGCGCCGUCGAGUGGGCCCGCAACAUUCCCUUCUUCCCGGACCUGCAGAUCACAGACCAGGUGGCCCUGCUGCGGCUCACGUGGAGCGAGCUGUUUGUCCUCAACGCAGCUCAGUGCUCCAUGCCCCUCCACGUGGCCCCGCUGCUGGCCGCAGCGGGCCUGCACGCCUCGCCCAUGUCAGCCGACCGGGUCGUGGCCUUCAUGGAUCACAUCCGUAUCUUCCAGGAGCAGGUGGAGAAGCUCAAGGCCCUGCACGUCGACUCUGCGGAGUACAGCUGCCUCAAAGCCAUCGUCCUCUUUACAUCAGACGCCUGUGGCCUGUCAGAUGCCGCCCAUAUCGAGAGCCUGCAGGAGAAGUCUCAAUGCGCCCUGGAGGAGUACGUGAGAAGCCAAUACCCCAACCAACCGAGCCGCUUCGGCAAACUGCUGCUGCGGCUGCCUUCUCUGCGCACUGUCUCAUCCUCAGUCAUUGAGCAGCUCUUCUUCGUUCGCUUGGUAGGUAAAACCCCCAUUGAAACUCUCAUCAGAGAUAUGUUACUGUCUGGGAGCAGCUUCAACUGGCCUUACAUGUCCAUCCAGUGUUCCUAGACCUGAGACAACACCGCCCCUGGUCCCUCAGCCCCCAGUAGAGACACAGAGGACGAGGCUUUGGCCAAGGACACCAAACGCAGACAGAAACUGUUGAACUUGUUAACGCCGGGGUGCAAAUGGUGAAAGGUGGGAAGCGAGGGAGGGGAGAGAGGUGAGGGAUCGGAGCAGAACCAACCCAGCAGAAAUAUAUAUUAAAAAAAAAAAAAGGAAAAGACUCACUUAGGAUCAGAUCUGUGAACACAUUGAAAAGGAAAUGAAAAGGACCUUGUGUCUAUGGGGGAAAAAAUGAAGAAAGGACCAUGGGGAUUUUAAUGAAACAGAAGGAGAAUAAUGGACCUUCCAGGAUUUAUUGUGGACUGAUGUGUGGAUAUAUUCUGUACAGAAAAAAAAAAAACAUCGAAGCGAACUGAAGCCUAUGUA